UAGGAACAGAGUGGGAGGUUGGAAGAACAAGGCCUUCCCUCUUCCCUCCAAUUCCAAUAUCGUUCAAUUCUUAUUUUUUUUUUGUUGAGUAUCAUACCAGGGCGCCCUGUUUUCUUCUUUCUUCUCCAUUUUCUUUUGCUUCCGGGUCCUGAGUUGUUCCAGCGAGCAGUUACGGUCGAAGGUGAAGUUUCCGGCAAGACUUCAACCGCAAAUCUUUGCCGGAAUUUCUCCAUUGCGAUAAUGACCACCGUGACUGCUCCAUCACCCGAAUCAUUAUCCCCACCAGCUCCACCAAUCACCACCACACCCGUUGAACCAAAUCCUUCCCCGGUCACCACUACACCGCCUCCUACAUCAGAAACUCCGUCAGAUACCACUACACCGCCCAAUGAAGAUACAGCAUUACUAUCCCCGACCACCACACCUCCCGGGUUUUCAUCGCAGAAACCGGAUUCAGGAAAGUCCCCUUCGGCAAAGAUAUCUUCGUCAUCAAGUAAGUCAAGUCAUAAGGAUUCAUCUUCGUCGUCACAGGAUUCUACAGGGAUAUUUGUCGGAGUUGCCGUUGUUGGAAUCAUGAUAAUGGCCAUGAUAAUCGUCUGUGCUGUUUGUGCUUCGAGGAAGAAGAGAAGGCCUUAUUAUGAUCCUAAACACCCUGCAGCAGCAGGUAAUGGGCAUGGGCAGGGAGGGGACAAACGGAAUGGUGGCGAUCAUGUGGUGAAGCUACCUACGAAUUCAAUGGGUAGCAACGAAUUCAGUUCUGGAUUCUCGGGUGGGGGAUACAAUUUGGUUAGUCCUAUGUCUCCAAACAUGGCAGGUUUAGGCGGUCUUAACACGAGUAGCUUUAGCUACGAGGAGCUAGAGGUGGCGACGGGAGGGUUCUCUCAAUCGAACAUGAUCGGGCAAGGAGGUUUCGGUUAUGUUUACAAGGGAGUUCUUCAAAACGGGAAGGAAGUGGCAGUUAAGAGUCUUAAGAGUGGCAGUGGUCAAGGAGAAAGAGAGUUUCAAGCUGAGGUCGAGAUUAUUAGCCGCGUUCAUCAUCGUUAUCUUGUCUCCCUUGUCGGUUAUUGCAUCACCAAUGGCCAGAGAAUGUUGGUUUAUGAUUUCGUUCCCAAUAGCACCUUGGAGCAUCAUCUUCAUGGAAAGGGUCAGCCUACAAUGGAAUGGGGAAUCAGGAUGAGGAUUGCUUUGGGGUCAGCCAAAGGCCUUGCUUACCUUCAUGAAGAUUGCCAUCCUCGGAUCAUCCAUCGCGACAUCAAGGCAGCCAACAUUCUCCUCGAUUUCAACUUUGAGGCCAUGGUGGCAGAUUUCGGACUGGCUAAGCUAACUACUGAUAACCAUACUCACGUGUCUACUCGUGUCAUGGGAACUUUCGGAUACUUGGCUCCUGAGUAUGCAUCAAGUGGCAAACUAAGUGAUAAAUCUGAUGUGUUCUCAUUUGGGGUGAUGUUAUUGGAACUGAUAACUGGUAGGCGACCUGUUGAUCCCACCAGUAGAAUGGAAGACAGUUUGGUCGAUUGGGCCAGGCCUCUUCUUGUAAAAGCGUUGGAAGAUGGAAACUACGACGAGCUUGUUGAUCCACGACUUGAGGGUAACUUUGAUAGAAACGAGAUGGCACGACUUGCAGCAUGUACAUCUGCCAGUAUAAGGCACUCUGCUAGAAGGCGCCCGAAGAUGAGCCAGGUGGUGCGGACGCUAGAAGGAUCAUCUUCAUUGGAUGACUUAAUUGAGGUGCCCAAGAUACAAAGCGGUCAACAAAUGCCUUCGCCUGGAUCUUCGAGUGGGCUGAGCGAAAUGAACAGCUCAAUGUAUGAUACGGGCGCUUAUAAUGCAGACAUGAUGAAGUUCAGGAAGAUGAUAUUGACACCGGAUCAAGAUAGCAAGGACUACAGCAGCGAUUGAUUAACUUAAGAUUUCAUUGAAUUCAUUGAUCAUGAGAUAUCAUCAUCAAUGGCCCUUGAUAACCUUUUUUUGGCCUAGAAACCAAUAUAUUUGUUAUAUAUAAUGUACCUACUUAUAUUGUGAAAGAUUUUAAUUACUAACCUUUUCUUAA
This is a messenger RNA of Impatiens glandulifera, 2050 nucleotides long. Its product is annotated as proline-rich receptor-like protein kinase PERK5. The transcript has 7 exons. Bases 241 to 1899 code for a protein of 552 amino acids. NCBI's taxonomy places the organism in Eukaryota, Viridiplantae, Streptophyta, Magnoliopsida, Ericales, Balsaminaceae. Gene Ontology annotation, molecular function: protein kinase activity; ATP binding. Gene Ontology annotation, biological process: protein phosphorylation. The record is from RefSeq and is a predicted model, not a curated record.